Penicillium maclennaniae is the source of this 4191-nucleotide messenger RNA. RefSeq names its product chromatin-binding exonuclease XRN1. The transcript is spliced from 3 exons. The coding region runs from base 1 to 4191 and encodes 1396 amino acids. The record is from RefSeq and is a predicted model, not a curated record. Gene Ontology annotation, cellular component: nucleus. Gene Ontology annotation, biological process: rRNA catabolic process; nuclear-transcribed mRNA catabolic process. Gene Ontology annotation, molecular function: 5'-3' RNA exonuclease activity; RNA binding. NCBI's taxonomy places the organism in Eukaryota, Fungi, Ascomycota, Eurotiomycetes, Eurotiales, Aspergillaceae.
AUGGGUGUUCCAAAAUUCUUUCGCUGGCUGAGCGAGCGGUACCCCGCUAUCUCGAUGCUCAUCGCCGAAAGCCGCAUCCCGGAGUUCGACAGUCUAUAUCUUGACAUGAAUGGAAUUAUCCACAACUGUACGCAUAGCGACAGCGACUCGCCUACAUUCCGUAUGACUGAGGAACAGAUGUUUAUCGCCAUCUUCAACUAUAUCGAGCACUUGUUUGGCAAGAUCAAGCCCAAGCAGCUGUUUUUCAUGGCCGUUGAUGGCGUCGCACCUCGUGCGAAAAUGAACCAGCAACGCGCGCGUCGAUUCCGAACGGCGCUGGAUGCUGAGAAGGCCAAGGAGAAGGCGAUUGAGCAGGGCAUGGAAAUGCCUAAGGAAGACGCCUUCGACAGCAAUUGUAUCACUCCGGGCACGGAGUUCAUGGCGAAGCUGACACGACAGCUGAAAUACUUUAUCAACAAGAAGAUCUCUGAGGAUAGAGAUUGGCAAGGCGUGGAGAUCGUGCUCUCGGGUCAUGAGGUCCCUGGUGAAGGCGAGCACAAGAUCAUGGAGUAUAUUCGGCGCAAGAAGGCACAGCCUGAUUAUCAGGCCAAUAUGCGCCACUGUCUUUACGGUCUGGAUGCUGACUUGAUCAUGCUGGGUCUACUCAGUCACGACCCCCACUUCUGUCUUCUGCGAGAGGAGGUGACAUUCGGUCGGCAAGUGUCCAAAAAACCUAAAGAGCUCGAGCAUCAAAACUUCUAUCUCUUGCAUCUCAGCGUCGUUAGAGAAUACUUGGAAUUAGAAUUCCAGGAGUUGGAGGAGGAAGGUGCUUUGAAUUUUCCCUUCGAUAUGGAGCGUGUGAUUGACGAUUUCAUCCUCAUGGCAUUCUUUGUUGGAAACGAUUUCUUACCCAACUUGCCCAAUCUGCAUAUUAACGAGGGUGCGCUGGCGCUGAUGUUUAAGAUCUACAAGGAUGUCUUGCGCAAGAUGGGUGGCUACAUCAAUGAGGAGGGCACGAUCAAUGUGGACCGCUUGGGAAUUCUUCUUGAGGUGUUGAGUAAUGUUGAGUAUCGCUUCUUCGAGGCCGAGUACUCCGACGCCCAAUGGAUCAAGUCCAAGAAGAACGGCGAUGAUGGCUCACUAGAGCUGCGGACGAAGCCAAAGGAGCUGACAAUCACUCCGGAUCAGAAGGAGAUCUUGAAAAAGAUCAAAAAGUACGUGCUCAACCGGCCUGGGAAGGGCUCCGAGGCGAAACCCUUGGAUUUCCCUCCCACUUUGCCAGCACGCGAUCGUGCCUUCGUGGAGCAGCUUGCGGAUGCGCUUCGUCUGCCCUGGUCUACCACCGAAAAUGAGGCUGGUGAUCGAUUCAUGAGACUUCAGCUGCCGCAACCCGAGAACGACAAUGACGAAGAUUCCGAUGACGAUGACGAGGAAGCAACUUUGGCUGUUCAACGUAUCAUUCGAAAAUACGAGAAGGCCAAUGUUCAAGAAAUGACCUCCGAAGAAGCUCAGCAGGCUGCGGAGAAGAAGUACGAGGAAAAGUUCCAGGAAUGGAAGGAUACAUAUUAUCGAUCCAAGUUCGGCUGGGGACUUGACAACGAGGAAGAGAUGAAACAAUUGACAGAGAAUUACGUGCAAGGGUUGCAGUGGGUCUUGUUCUACUACUACCGCGGUAUAGCAUCGUGGCCCUGGUUCUUCAAGUACCACUAUGCCCCCCAUGAUUUCUGUAUAGACGUAAAAAAGGGCCUCGGAGCCGACAUGAAUUUCCGGCUUGGAAGACCAUUCCGACCCUACGAUCAACUGAUGGGUGUUUUGCCUGAUCGCAGUAAGAAGAUUGUGCCUACUGCGUACUGGGAUCUCAUGACUUCGCCUGAUUCACCCAUCAUUGACUUCUACCCCCGUGACUUCGAGCUGGACAUGAACGGCAAGAAGAUGGAAUGGGAGGCUGUGGUUAAGAUUCCGUUCAUCGACGAGACCAGGCUUUUGGAUGCUCUCAAGACUCGGGAGCAGUUCCUUACCCCUGAUGAGAAGGCCCGGAACACUUUCGGAGCCAGCUUGAAGUUCACCUACUCUCCAGAUGUGAACUUCAUUUACCCAUCCUCGAUGCCUGGCGUGUUCCCUGACCUGCCAAACUGCCGCUGCAUUGAAAAUGUCUUUGAUCUCCCAGUCAUGGAAGGCCUAGAGCCUUUCCAUGGGUUGAUGGACGGUGUGCAAUUGGGUUCAGCGGCUCUCGCAGGCUUCCCGACUCUGAAGACCCUGCCUCAUAUUGGUCAGCUCGGAUUCCACGGGGUCCAAGUGUUCCAGCAGGAAAGCCGCAACGAGAGUCAGGUCAUUACUCUGAUUGAUCCUGGGAGCCGGUCCAGUAUCGAACUGGCCAAGACAAAGCUCGGAAAACGAGUCCAUGUUGGAUAUCCAUUCCUGCAAGAAGCUCUGGUGAUCCGUGUCUCGGACGAAUUAUUUGAUUAUGUUCUUCCGCCAAAUGAAGAGCACGUCAUCACUCCUCAGCAAAUUGAGCAGUGGAAGAAGAAGGCGACCAAGAUAGAAGGAACCUAUAGCAAGCGACUCGCCAUGGUUAUCGGCGAAGUUGAGUCAAUGGUCCACAUUCAGCUGCUUAAGGGCAUGACGAAGACCGAAGAGGGUGCUACUAUUAAAGAGUUCGCGGAUAUCACAGGUCAGGAGACUGAUUACGCCCUUCAAGUCGUUGUUGAUGACGUUAUCAACCCUGAUGAACGUUUCAUUGAGCGAGAGGCUCUGCCCAUCGAGGAAGAAUUCCCGGAAAACUCUCGUGCCUUUUUCCUGGGUGACUUCAAUUACGGACGACCUGUUCAUAUUACUGGUCAUGAUGAAGGAAAGGUGAAUGGUCUGAUCGCCGCUGUCAAGGGCAAAGAGCCCGAGUUUGGAAGAGAUCGUGUCAGACAAGCUGAGCGAUACUGCCCUUACAUGCCUUCUUACGCCAUUGCUCGAAGUCUCCGUCUUAACCCCUUGGUCCUAGCUAAAAUCACCUCUUCAUUCUCUGUUGAUGUUGAUGGGCAGCGUGUAAACUUGGGAUUGAAUCUGAAGUUUGAGGCUCGCAAACAGAAGGUGCUCGGAUACUCUCGCCGCGGAGAAUCUGGCUGGGAGUUCAGCCAAAAAGCCGUCGACCUGCUCCAGCAAUACAUGAUUAAGUUCCCUGAAUUCUUUGCUGGCAUUCAGCGCAACCCCCAGAAUGAUCGCUACAGCCCCUACGAUUUCUAUCCCGAGGAGAUCGCUCUUCUGAAAAUGAAGGAGAUCCGUGAUUGGUUGAAGUCCAUGGAGGCCAAGAACUUCGAGAGAGUGCCCUUUGAUGCCGAGCAGCUUGAUUCUGAUAUUGUCCACCUAAUCGAACAGGAUGCCGACGCUGCCAAUGCUCAGCAACCCCCAAUGCAUCCCAAGAAGGUUCGUGGUGUUCCCCGUAGCGCUUUGCUUCGCCCGGCCGACGUGGAGCACCGUCUGGGCAACCAGACUUUCAAGCUUGGAGAUCGCGUGGUCUAUGCUCAGGACUCUGGCAAGGUUCCUAUCGCCACUCGCGGCACUGUUGUCGGUCUUACCAGAACCCCUCGCGCUGUUUUGCUUGACGUGGUCUUUGACGUCUCGUUCAUGAGUGGCACUACGCUUGGUGGCCGUUGCUCUCCGUUCCGUGGCCAGACUGUCCUUGCGUCAUCUGUCCUUAACGUCUCCCACCGUCAAUUGCUCGCUAGCUCCCGCGCUGCAGCAAGCCAACAGACCCAACAGAAGCAGACCCCAUUGACUGUUGCCGGAUACGGUGCUCCUCUCGGACCCGAUGGGCAGGGCCAGCUGCAAAACGCUCCGGCCCCUCCGCCUCUGCGGGGUUCAUUCCGUGGAGCUGUUUCCGGCCAGGGAGCCGGUCGUGGAGGCCGCGGCGGCUAUGCCAACGGGCAGUCCACUGAGCUUCCCUUCCGUCCCAAUGGCAAUGGCGGUGCCCGCGAGGACCUCGUGGUCGUGGACGUGGGGGCCAGCGUGGCGGGUAUGUUUCGGUUGAGAAUGGUGACCCAAGUGAAGGUAUCAUCCAGAACAACCCGAACUUCCGCCCUCAAAGCUAUACCUCAGUCCCUCCUCCCCAGGGACUUGAGCGUGGACGAGGACGCGGUCGCGGCCGCGGUAACGGAAAUGGAUUCCGUGGUCGUGGCCGUGGCGGACAGCGUGGCGGUGCCCCCCACUGUGAAUCCUGAGUAA